GUAGCAGUGUCCAUAGAUAACAUAAUAGUCUGGCGCUAUGGCGCAUGCCGCAUGAUUUAAUAAUUACCUAUAUCGUGGUCUGGCGUUUGUCGCAAUGUCGCGUAGGCGCCGGCGCGCUGUUUGGCUCCUUAUGAUUGCUAUGAAUAUGAUUAAACAGUAAAUAAAUAAUAUAAUUAAUUGGUCUUGACUCUUGAAUUCAUAGUUUUAUUCAUAUUUAGUUGUCUAUUGUUCAUGGUGAGGUAAGUUAACUGUAAAUUGGUAGUAUAAUAUAUGAGCCAUAUUAUUUUUGCUCAUAUCUAGAGCUAUCGCCGUUUUUUAAAAGUUCAUUCUGAUUUCGUCCUGUGAUUACACUAAAGUUUAACAAGCAAUGGUGUUCAGCACUUCAUCUUUGAUAUUUACUACUUGGGCUACUCGACAUCAAAAUAUGUUUACAUGUGUGUCUUGCAACUGUGGUUCUGGGUUCAUUUUCAUUCUUAUUCUAGACUAAAUGAUAAUAUAGUUAUUCUGCUAUAAAUUAUUAAUUAACAUGAACUCUCAAGAUCAAAAUAAUAGUAUGAUAUUUUGUUAAAUAAAAAAGAAAAAUUAUUUAAAUUACAAAAAAAGCUGAAACUAUGUAUACGUUAGAGAUGUACAAUGCAUUAAAAAAAAAAUCAUCCAAACAUGAAAAGAAUUUUCACAAAGAUAUAAAUCAUGAUAAUAAUAUAACUUCAUUCAAAGCUAUUUUAAACCAAGAAUUUUGUGUGAAGGAUGAUAAUAAUGAUAAAUACCUUAAUAAUUUAUCCAUUGGAGACUUGAAUAAUAAAGUUAAAAAGUAUAAUACAUUGUACUUGGAAAAUAAAAUCAAUGUGUUCAAUGCAUUUGAUAUAGAUUUAAUCAGUUGUGUACAACAAAUGGUAAAGAGAUCAAAAGAGACAAAUAUUUUGGAAAUUAGUAAUACAUUUGAUGCCAUAAGUAAAGUGUACUCAUGUAGAGUUGAUGAUAUUUGGAUAACAGGUAAUAAGUUAAUUAAAGAAUUUGUGUCAGAAACAAAAAAUAAAAAGCUUGUUAAAGAAAAUGAAACCAAAACAAAACAAAAAUAUAGAAAAAAACUGAUGUUAACAACAGCAGACAAAUUAUGCUGUAAAGAAACCCAAAUGUUACCAAAAAAAAUGUAUUUAAAUGUUGAUUUUGAUAGUGAUAUGAUUGACUAUUCAAAACCUUCAAGAAUAUUGAUAAAUAAGUAUUCUAAUAAGCCCUAUUGGCCAGAAUACAAUGUUCCUAAAAAUAUUAGAGUGAAUGAAAACCAACAAGAAACAUAUGAAAUGGAAGAUGUAAGUUUUUUCAUUAAAAACGGAAAAAUUUGUCCUUCGUAUCAUAAAUUUAUAGCUGAAUGUGAUAAAAGUACAAAUUUUGAUGAUGACACUGACAUGAACAAAUUAGAUUAUAUUGUAACACAUUUUAAUCAAGAAACAUCUCAAUUUUGUGCUAACAAUUCUGAAGGAAUUGAUGAUUCAAUGGAAGUAGAUUUAAUUGAAUCAAAUUCAGGAAUAAUAGCAAGUACAGAUCCAGAAUCAUCUAAUCACAAUAACAAAACAUUUGGUAGACUAGAUAAUUUAAAUUCUUUAUCUCAGACAUUAUUAAUGGUAGAUACAACAAAUAGCAGUGAUUACACAUUCUUUAAUCGUAAAAAAAUGUGUUACUUUAAAUGUUCCAAUCACUGGAAUGAGAAAUUCAAAAUGAUGAUAACUGACAGUAAACAGAAAGCAAUGCUUAUUAAGUCACGUAUAGCUCAAACACCUCAAAUACAAUCCCAAUCUAAUGUUACUGAAUUUCAAUGUAACAAAUCAAAAGCUAUACAAUUUAAAGUUGAUUUUUAUUCAGAUAACUCUACAAUAUUGAAAAAUAUAAAAUUAAAUUCUGGUAAAAACCAAUGUAAUUAUAUUAAAUGGAAACCACGUAAUAACUUAAUGGUUUCAUCUGAUCAAUCAAAUAUUAGGCCUAUCAGACAAUUAGAAAGUUGCAAGUAUAUACAUAUAAUUCCUAAUUGGUAUAAAAAUGAAUUUGAAGAAUUAAAUUUGAAUACAAAUCCAAAUACAUUGUUCUUGUUUCCAGAACAAAAUAUUCUAAGCAACAGUUUAUUGUUGGAUGAAGUUCCAGUAGAGAAUAUAGACUAUAUUGACCAAAAUGUUAUGGAUAUCGAAUGUGAAAAUGAGGAAGAAGAAAUUACAACUGAAGAGUACCCUUUUAGUAAUUCUGGAUACAUAGAUAUGCAUAAACUUAAAAAAUAUAUUAUGAGUACUAUUAAACCAGAUGGUGAGAAAACAAUAAAUAUUUCAUUUGCAGAUUUGUUAUUAAAAUUGCCAAAAUUUUUGCCAGAAAAUAUGAAAGAGAAUAUAAGUGUAUCUGUUAUAUAUGUUGCUUUAUUGCAUUUAUGCAAUGAAUACAGUUUAAGUGUAGAAAGCAAAAAUGAUGAAAUUUUAAUCUCUCAAAGUUCUGUUAACAAUGAAGUAUUAGAAUAAGUUUUUUUUCUGUUAAAUUAAUUAUUAUUGUAUGAAAUUCAUAAUAAAACUACCACUAAUUUA
Rhopalosiphum padi (bird cherry-oat aphid) is the source of this 2561-nucleotide messenger RNA. RefSeq lists its product as uncharacterized. Gene Ontology annotation, biological process: mitotic chromosome condensation. Gene Ontology annotation, molecular function: chromatin binding. Lineage: Eukaryota; Metazoa; Arthropoda; Insecta; Hemiptera; Aphididae. The transcript is spliced from 12 exons. The record is from RefSeq and is a predicted model, not a curated record. Bases 612 to 2498 code for a protein of 628 amino acids. Gene Ontology annotation, cellular component: condensin complex.